Messenger RNA from Brassica napus (rape), 767 nucleotides. RefSeq names its product protein SPIRAL1-like 4. Lineage: Eukaryota; Viridiplantae; Streptophyta; Magnoliopsida; Brassicales; Brassicaceae. The transcript is spliced from 2 exons. Gene Ontology annotation, biological process: cortical microtubule organization. The coding region runs from base 142 to 609 and encodes 155 amino acids. The record is from RefSeq and is a predicted model, not a curated record. Gene Ontology annotation, cellular component: cortical microtubule, transverse to long axis.
AUAAGUACACCAGGGCAUGUGUGUAUGUCCUUGUUCCUCUGUUUCUCUGCCUUGAAUUGUGGCAUAUCGUAGAAGAAGAAGAACAAACAAAACCAGAAAAACGAUAUUCAAGUAUCGGCGGCAGAAUUAACUUGCCGGGAAAUGGGGAAAGCUAGAGGAAUUAACAGCGGUGGAGGAGAGAGCUCUCUCGGUUACCUUUUUGGAUCCGGCAAGUCAGUUUCCAAACCGACCAAGCCCGCCGUUAACACCAGCUUUACCACCACCACAACAACACCAACUACCACCAACGGAGCUGGAGGCAGACUCACGACCACCACCACCACAAACACUAUCACCGGAGAUAAAAACAUGACGGAGGAGGAGAAGAAGAAGGAGAUGUCGGCAGGUGUAAGAGGAAGCCCUAAUAAUUACUUGAGAACAGAGGGACAAAACUGUGGUAACUUUCUCACGGUAAUAAUAAUACUUUUGAGUUUAUUAAUAAUUAGGAUAAAAAAUGUGGUCUUUAUUUUUUUUUGUGAGAAACAGGAUCGACCAUCGACGAAGGUUCAUGCUGCACCUGGUGGAGGAUCUUCUCUAGGUUACUUGUUUGGAUCUGGAUCUGGCAAAUGAUUUUACUUUCCACGACAAUCUGAAUCGUUAAAAAACAAGUGUAAAAAUUGUCAAUCUAUGGUUCCAAACUGGAAGCUUUCUCGAUUUAAGACGUCUCUAAAACAAUUUGAGUGUAAUGAACAAGAGUUUUCUCUUUACUGAAACUUCAUAGAUUCAUU